CCGCACAGCCAGCGUACUUCGGCAGCCCUGUUUCUAGUAGGAGACAGAGCAGCGUUUAAUAAAGGCCCCGAGGCCCGCCCUACCGAGUCCUGUGAGGGCCACUCGUCCGCUUCCUGUGCUGGGGUCACCUCCGCCCCGCCCGGGAAGCAGAGUUCAACCCGGUAGACUCUGCCCAUUCUUCGUCAUUCUCUGCAGUUAGGAACUUGCAGCAGCCUCUUGGCUGCCGGCGCCACGCCCUCAGCGGGGCUGCGCCCGGAAGUGCCGCCGGGAAAGCCUGCGGGCGGCUUUCCCAUGGCGACGGCCGCCCCGCGGCGCUUCUGCCGCUGCGCCUGCUUCUGCUCGCACAACCUGUACGUGGCGCGCUACGGGCUGCACCUGCGCUUCCGGGACGAGCAGCAGCUGCGCCGGGACUACGGCCCGCUCCUGCGCAGCCGCGGCUGUGUCAGCCCCAAGGACUUCCAGCAACUCUUGGAGGAGCUUGAGCAGGAGGUGGGGCGCCGCCGCAGGCUGGGACAGGAGUCAGCUGCCAGGAAGGCUCUCAUUGCCAGCUCCUACCAUCCGGCGAGGCCUGACCUCUACAGCUCCCUGCAGGAUGCGGCUCUGGCCCCCGAGUUUGUGGCUGCAGCUAAAUAUAGCGCUUCCCCGGGCGCACAUCUUGAGGGCCUUCUCCAGCUGCUGGAGACAGUGUCAGAGGAGAAGCGCAUCUACCGGGUGCCAGUGUUCUCUCUGGAGUUCUGCCGGGCGCUGCUGGAGGAGCUGGAGCACUUCGAGCAGUCGGACAUGCCCAAGGGAAGGCCCAACACCAUGAACAACCAUGGGGUACUGAUGCACGAGCUAGGCCUAGAUGGCCCGCUGGUGACGCCGCUGCGGGAGCGCUUCCUGCAGCCACUGAUGGCCCUGCUGUACCCAGACUGUGGCGGGGGCCACCUUGAUAGCCACCGUGCCUUUGUGGUCAAGUACGCAUUAGGCCAGGACCUGGAGCUGGGCUGCCACUAUGAUAAUGCUGAGCUCACCCUCAAUGUGGCUCUGGGCAAGGCCUUCACAGGGGGCGCCCUAUACUUUGGGGCCCUCUUCCAGGCACCUGCAGCCCUGAAGGACCCCCUGGAGGUGGAUCACGUGGUGGGCCAGGGUAUCCUGCACCGUGGUGGCCAGCUGCACGGGGCUCGGCCCCUGGGCACGGGAGAGCGCUGGAACCUUGUCGUGUGGCUCCGGGCGUCCACUGUUCGAAACCACCUCUGUCCCAUGUGCCGCCAGAAGCCAGACCUGGUGGAUGAUGAAGGUUUCAGUGAUGGCUUCACCCGGGAGGAGCCUCCAACAGUGGAUGUAUGUGCUCUGACUUGAGCCUGACUCCCCCAGGAAUCCGGGAGUGCUGUGGCAGCAGCUCCUGCUGCCAUCCUUGGGUAGGGAGGGCAGAAAUAAACUCCGCACAAUGACAUUCACUGGGUCAAAAGGACACGCCCUCUUCAGACAGAUGGAGCUUUCAUAGGGCAGGGCUCCUGAAAGACAAGCCUAGUUUGGGAUGAAAUACUGAGGGUUAAGGGUGGAGCAACCCAGGAAGGGAAAAGGCCACAAAAAGAUAGUUUUCACCUAAUGAUGUCCAGCCACAGCCUGACCCCUGUGGAGCUCUGACUGGGGACGUGGGGGUGGGGCUUCAGCCAGUGGCUCGAUGGAUCUGGCCAGCAAGGAGGGGCCCCCACCAGACAUCUACCCCAGAUAGGGUGGCUCCCGGGGGCUUAAGUGAAUGUCACUGCUGGGAGUCGGGGGACCAAACUACCUGGGUUCACAUCUCUGUUCUGGCAUGUCCAGUUGUGCAACUGUGGACUCCUUGCAUCCUGGGUGUUGUGGCAGUCCAUCGAGGUGAGAUUUAUAAAGCACUUUGUAACAGCC
Meriones unguiculatus (Mongolian gerbil) is the source of this 1887-nucleotide messenger RNA. RefSeq names its product 2-oxoglutarate and iron dependent oxygenase domain containing 2 (gene Ogfod2). Gene Ontology annotation, molecular function: iron ion binding; oxidoreductase activity, acting on paired donors, with incorporation or reduction of molecular oxygen; L-ascorbic acid binding. The coding region runs from base 292 to 1341 and encodes 349 amino acids. The transcript has 7 exons. The record is from RefSeq and is a predicted model, not a curated record. NCBI's taxonomy places the organism in Eukaryota, Metazoa, Chordata, Mammalia, Rodentia, Muridae.